UCCACAGAAGCAUCGGCGGUGUUGUUGAGUCGGGGGGGUGGGGUCAUAGUUGAAAUGUGCAAAGAUGGUGGAACACACCGGAAUCCGCGUGGUUCAUCGUGGUGGCAGCAAAAUUAACUUCAGGGAACCUGUAAUUACAAGUGAUUCCAGGUUCCUGUUGUGUGGAUCUGGGGAGUCGGUAAAAGUUUACAGUACCAGCACAGAGGAAUGCGUCCACGAUUUGCAAGGACACACAGACCUGGUGACGGGGGUUGUGCUAAACCCUUCCAAUCACCUGCAGGCAUACUCUUGCUCGGCAGAUGGCACUGUUCGAUUGUGGGACUUCACAGAUGGCAUUCUCAUCAAGACCUUCAUUAUCAGGUACCACAUCUUCUCCAUACACGUGUCUGAGAAACAUGUUGGAGUGCUUUUUGUCGUCGUCCCCAUGGCAAACGAAAAAGGCUCGGAGCUGUUUCAGUUGGUGGCUGUUCAUCUGCCCCGCAGUGGUGACCCGGAAGUGGAAGUGGGUGAACUCUCGGCAGUGCUCUGUGAUGUCAGUCCCAACCCUGGGGCCGUGUCGUUUGGCACAGGGGGGGAAUACAUUGCUGCUGCUAAAGGUCUACAGCUUGAAGUGUUCUUCUUCAAGAAGCAGAAGUCAUACAGGUUUUCCCUAAAGUCAGGGAUGAACAAAGGGAUUAAUAAUUCCUUCACCUGCAUCUCGUGCCACCCUAAAGAGGACUGUAUUGCCACAGGCCACGCUGAUGGCAAGAUCCGUCUGUGGAGAAACUUCAACCAGAAGAAGGAGUACACAUACUCCACGCUGCACUGGCACCACAAUGCUGUCAACACGCUGCGUUUCACCCCCGAAGGCACCAACCUGCUGAGUGGAGGCAUCGAGUCAGUGCUGGUCCAGUGGCGCUACACACAGGAGAACCAAAAGGACUUCCUGCCUCGCCUGGGUGCCGCCAUCACACACAUCGCUGUGUCACCGGAUGGUUCCUUGUUCUGUACUUCCCAUGCUGACAACAAAAUUACUAUUAUCCUAAGCUCUGUCAAAGUGUCGGCCAUCAUCCAGGGGCUGGUCAAAGACGAUUGUGUGCGGACAGAUCUGAUGAUUGACCCACGCAGUAAAGCCUUGGUGCUCAAUGGGAAACCAGGGCACCUACAGUUCUACUCUCUCCACCGUGACAAACAACUAUAUAAUUUGGACAUAGUGCAGCAAGAGUACAUUCAUGAGCAGGGCGUUGACCAGUUCCAGGUGGUCAAAGCGGCUUUCGACACUCACGGUGACUGGCUGGCUACGGUGGAGGAGAGGAGACAAAAAAGCUCUGAGCUGGAGAUCAAUUUGAAGCUUUGGUCUUACGAUGAGCAAACCCAAAGUUUUGUACUUAACACCACCGUCACGGCCCCCCAUGAGGACCAGAUUACAGCAAUGUGUUUCAGCCCAUCGCCGGAGACCACCCUGCUGGUGACCACCAGCCUCGAUGGCCACUUCAAAGCCUGGCUGCUGGCAGACCACUCUGACACAGAGGAGAGUGCAUCCUGGUCAUGUGACUUUGUGGGCGGGUAUCACCUCUUGAAGCCUGGCUGCUGCUGCUUCUCGGCCGAUGGCUCCCUUUUGGCCUUUGGUUUCCAGGAAGUGGUGACAGUGUGGAGCCCCACGUCCUGGGAGCUGCUCACCACACUUUCUCAGCCCCCAGGGGCUGUCAGGGACCUUUGUUUUGGACGGUUAAGCUGUUCCAAGUACCUGCUGGGGACCAGCACCAAGAACCAGCUCUGCUGCUGGAACCUCCUCACCUGCUCAUUGGAAUGGAAUACCCCCAUGGAUGUAAGCCUUCUCCAGGCUGACCCGUUUUCUGAGAACAUGGCUGCCUUCUGCAGUCAGUCUGGCAGCACUGACUUGUUUGUGUUUAAGCCCAGCGAGCCAAGGCCCCUCUUCUCCAAGAAGGCUUUGUGCACGGGCAAGGUUGAGCGUGCCAUCUUCGCCCCUCGCGACCAGAUGCUGGAGAGCAGCGAAGAAUACAGCCAGUGGCUGAACAGAUCCCAGCUAUACUUCCUCACCCAGCACAUGGAUUUGAUGACAUUUAGCACCAAGACAGAAGAGGACAGACUGUUGGCCUCCAGUAAACAGCUUAUGGUGGAUGACAGCGUUGCCAUCACGCCGUUCUACCUGUUGCUAGGGAGACACAAACAGCAGCAGCAGGAGAAGCAGGAACUGCUGACCAAUCCCCUGGCAGAACGGACUCCACUACCACAAGGCUCCAUCGCCAUCAAGGAGCUCUUGGACACCCCGGCCCACGUUCUGCCCUCGGCCUCGUUCCUCUGUUCCAUGUUUGUCCGUUCCCUGCUCGUUUCCAGCUCCUCUGCUAGAGUGGAAAAAGAACCUGCAGAAGAGGAAAUGAAAAGUGAGAGCGAGGAAGUGGACUCUGACGGGGAAGCAGACCUCUUUCAACCAAAGCAGGAACUGUGGGGGUCGGCGGCGCAGGACCCAGUGGAGGAGUCAGGGGCCCCUGUUCUCACCAAGGCCCAGGAGAGGGAACUAAGGAGAGUGAAAAAAUUAGACCUCAGCUGGCUCAGCAGCCUUCUAGACUGUUGAUUAGACCAUGAUUAAGCCCAAACACACACACACACACACUGCCCAUUCACGCAAUUCAACCAAUUUCAUGUAAUAAAAUGGAUUUCUGUUUUCAAACAUGCCUUAUGUUUAUCAUUUUGUGUCGUCAAGAGGAGUCUAGAGAGAAUCGAGGCAGUAGGUGAGGAAAUGUAGAAAACCCCCAUGGUCAUGUUUGCUGUUUCCUUAUGUUCCAAAAGAAACGGUGUGCCUGUUUUGUCGCAGCUGUUUCUUAAUGCCCGCUGAGUCAUCCUUGGCCUAUCUGGCCAAAGUCCACCAUGACGGUGUCGGCGUCUGUACCUUCACCUCAGGUAUGGUGGGUUCAUCAGGAACCUGCUGGAAAGUCUCGAGAGAAGGAUGGGUCUAACUGGGUCAUUUAAAGUUGGUUUCCAUAUUUCCAUUCAAGAUUAGUUACUAUGUGCUUUGUUUUGCCUGUAAGUGACUCAGUGCCAUCUGUUUGUAGUAGCCAGAUAAUGACACACUGAAAUUAGAAAAUAGAACCUAACCAGUUGAUCUGAGCCGCUGCUUUGGAUGCUCAUAUACAGCAUUGGGUUUAUUCCAGCACACUGUUUCUACUUGUUCUCAUCGGUCAAGGAGAGAGAAUGGCCGAAAGUACAUACUGAAAAUGUUUAAAUGUAUGAUUAUUCUAAAUAGUUAUAUAACAGGUAUCAUCAUUUUCAGGGCAUAUCAAGAACAUUUUGCUGUAUUUAAUGUUCUAUGAUGUUUAAGAGCAGCACUACGGUCUGUAAGGAAACCGGAUUUGGCUUAUCUUCUGUGUCUGUUUUAUCAGUCUUAGUUCAUUUAGGUAGACAUUGGACCUCUGACUAAAUGCUCUUUCCCCUUUUAACCUAACGUUAAGGAUAAGGUUUUGUAACUUGUCAAAAGAGCAUCAAGGUCUCCUGGCGAGCUUGUGAAUUUGAGGAACAGGCUGUCCUGACAAGAAGCCAAGACCUACUGGUCACUCCAGUUUGUUCUGACCAGUUUAUCACUCCCUUCGUGUGAAACCAGGUCACGCUUUGUUGUUUGCCAGCAGGACCAGAUCAUACAGCAUGGCUUAAAGUCAGUCCUUCUAACACUGGCAGUUGGAAAGGAGCUUCUGGGGCAAAUUAGCGAAUAAACCCUCUCUGUGGAAUGUGACCCUGCUCAGUGAAAACCUGGCCAGAGCAGGAGAACAGGAGUCUAGCAACUCAGUGGCUCUCAGAAAUGCUACUGUCUUGUACUGUACAAUGACUUGGUUAAUGUGUUAACAUAAACCACUAACAGGACAAUGUAAAUCAGUUUCAUUUAUUUCAGAACUCAUGCAUUACAAGCUGUAUAAUAUGUUUAUAUACAUAUAAAAACAAAGAAUGGAUCAAAGUUUGUUCUGUAUUUUACAAUGAUGGGGUGUUGUGGACUGUACAUUAUGGUCCACUGGCAUGUUGUACUCAUGACUUCCUUGAUUUAUGAAUAUCAGCCUUGCUUUGUGGACAUGAACAGAACAUUUUUAAGCAAAUCAUUAAGAUAACUCAAAACAAGUGUUAACACUAGUAUAUAAAAACAUUUAAAGUUGUAAAAAAAAAAAA
Molecule: messenger RNA, 4152 nt
Organism: Esox lucius (northern pike)
Lineage: Eukaryota; Metazoa; Chordata; Actinopteri; Esociformes; Esocidae
Gene: wdr75
Product: WD repeat domain 75
Exons: 20
Coding region: 65-2575 (836 amino acids)
Biological process (GO): positive regulation of rRNA processing; positive regulation of transcription by RNA polymerase I
Cellular component (GO): nucleolus
Molecular function (GO): protein binding; RNA binding
Source: RefSeq, a predicted model, not a curated record